Pisolithus orientalis is the source of this 3701-nucleotide messenger RNA. Its product is annotated as glycosyltransferase family 20 protein. Gene Ontology annotation, cellular component: alpha,alpha-trehalose-phosphate synthase complex (UDP-forming); cytosol. The record is from RefSeq and is a predicted model, not a curated record. Bases 203 to 3331 code for a protein of 1042 amino acids. Gene Ontology annotation, molecular function: catalytic activity. The transcript has 11 exons. NCBI's taxonomy places the organism in Eukaryota, Fungi, Basidiomycota, Agaricomycetes, Boletales, Pisolithaceae. Gene Ontology annotation, biological process: trehalose biosynthetic process.
CGUUCCGCGCUUGUCCUAUCACGGCGACGACGCCCAAACGAACGUUUGAUGGCGACAAUAUCUGAAUGGGAUAAUUAGAUUCCGUCCGCUGCCUUUCCAAUCUGUGGAGAUCUGUCUGAUUUCUCGCCGUUGCCUGCCAGAAACAGCCAGUCCACCGGCUCUCGUUUAUAUAAGUUCGUCCUCGUCCUCGAGUCCCUCAGAGAUGAGCUCCUUCCGCAACCACCGCGUCAUCAUCGCGUCGCUGUUCCUGCCCACCACAGUCGCGCUCGGCGAGUCCGGUCCACCCACGCCAGACCACCGCAUCGUGCCCGACAGCGAGCCAGUAGCAGUGUCCAAUGGCGUGAACCAGAAACAGCAGCCGGCUUACCGUCAACGUCAGUCGGGUCAACCGCCUCUCAUGAGCAUCGUAGAGGAUCUCAAGUCUCGUGCGAUCACCCCGCUCGCAUCUCCUCAGCCAGACAUCCCAAACCCAUUCACAAAAUUCGUCCACAUCGCCAGUCCGCAGCCGGGGAAGACUCCACACUCGACUUCCACACACACUCCUGCGUCGUCGCACUCUAAUAACGGGUCUUUUCCCUCCGAUUCCAACUCACCACAGGUUCCUUCGCUCGAUCGUUCAUUCUCGCUUUUCCGUCCGCGCAAGUUCCAGACUACCCAUCAGGACGUCCAGCAUUCGGCCCGUCUCCAGCGCAAACAGUCCCGCUCUUCUUCGCGUCGACCCACGUCCGUCGCACGCGGCUCCAGUUCCGACGGAGCAUACCACCCCUGGCACAUCUCGCCUAACACGCACUGCAACGGCGGCCUUAAGAAUGCCGUUGAUAGCGUCAAGGGCAGACUGCCGCACCGACUCUGGGUAGGCACUCUCGGUAGCAACACUGACGGCUUUGGCCGUGAGAUGCGCAAGAAUAUCGAUAAGAGAAUGCGAGAGAUGUGCGAUAGUGUGCCCGUCUGGAUUCCUGACGGCGAAUUUGAGAGCUGCUAUGACGAGUUUUGCCACCAGGUCUUAUGGCCCUGUCUCCACUACGCAGUCCCAGACGCUCCGAAGACCAAAUGUUUCUAUGAGAGCGCUUCGUUCAAGCAGUAUAGGUCCGUCAAUCAGCGUUUCGCAGACGUUAUCAUCGAAAACUACCGCGAAGGCGACAUCAUCUGGGUGAAUGAUUAUCACCUCAUGCUUCUUCCUGCCCUCCUUCGAUCACAUCCGAAAACGGCAUUGGCACCCAUUGGUUUCUUCCUCCACGUUGCUUUCCCUUCCUCCGAAAUCUUCCGAUGCCUUUCGGUGCGCGAUUCCCUGUUAAAGGGGGUCCUUGGCGCAGAUUUAGUUGGUUUCCAAACUGCCAACUAUGCCAGACACUUCAGGCAGACCGUGUCUCGUAUCCUGGCAUAUGAGUCCCUGCCAAAGGGCAUACAAGUCGAAGGUCCCGUUGCUCCCGUUAGCACCGGUGGGGAGGCUGAGACAGAGUGGAGGGAAAGUGCCGAGGGAAAGAAAACCAAGGAGAAAGGGCGUUUCGUGGACGUUGGCGUCUUCCCGAUGGGUAUCGACGUGAAUUCUCUGAGGGAGAAGAAGCGUCAGCCUGAGGUCCAGUAUUGGGUCCAGUUACUUAGGCAACGCUACGCAGGGAUGAAGUUGAUAGUGGGACGGGACAAGCUCGACGAGAUCCAGGGCGUUCGCCACAAAAUCGAGGCGUUUGAGCAUUUCCUCAAGUCAAACCCUGAGUUCCAAGGCAAGGUCGUCCUAAUUCAGGUAGCCCUCCAGACAACCGAAUCCAACGAGCUCGCGGGUGGCGUUUCGGAUGUCGUAGCGCGCAUCAACGCCGCAUUCUCUACCCUCACUUACCAACCUGUUGUCUUUUUGCAUGUACAAGAAGUCACAUUCAGCCAAUAUCUCGCUCUUCUGACUGUUGCUGACGCGUUCAUGGUGACGAGUUUGAGGGAAGGUAUGGCACUUCGGACACACGAGUACGUCGAAUGCCAGGAGGAGAGGAAACGGGCGUUGAUCCUGAGCGAGUUUACGGGGACGUAUAGUUAUUCUGGUUUUCGAUCGUGCUUCGCCGUGAACCCAUACGAUACGCGCGGCACAGCCAAAGCUAUUUAUCAGGCCCUAACCAUGUCCGACGAAGAAGCUGCCUCCCGCUGGCAAGAUCUCCACAAUCACGUCGUCACUCAAACCGCCCAGGCAUUCAUCCCGUCUUUCCUCACCCGAUGCCUCCGCGCACACACGGAGCAUGCCUCUCUCUCCAUCGAUCCAUCUCUUGUUCCGCCGCUUGAUCUUAGUCGUUUGAUUCCCAAGUACCGGCAUUCCGCUUCGCGCCUCAUCUUUGUCGACCUGGAAGGGUGUUUGUGGGUCCGAGAUAUGUCGAGGAAUGCCAUGAUGGAGAUGAUGAAGAGUGGGAAGGGCCCCAUGGUGGAGAUUCCCGAAAGCACGAUACAGGUACUCGGCAGGAUGGUGGAUGAUCCGAAGAACGAGGUUUGGGUGCUCAGUGGGUUGCCUGUGAAGGGCGCACUCGAGAGACUUGCGGAGAGGGUUCCCAGCGUGGGUAUUGUGGCCGAGAACGGGUGUUUUGUGAAGACAAGAGAAAUUAGUGGCAAGUCCAAUGGACAAACUAACGGAGCGAGAUGGAUCAAUAUGGUGGCUAACUUGGAUUUUGCGUGGAGAGGGCCAUGUAUCGAGAUCCUUAACUACUUCACCGAGCGUACGCCAGGCUCCUUCGUCGAGGAACGUGCUACAUCUAUCGUAUGGCGCUUCUGGACAGGUCCUCCGGAUUCUACAGCUUCAAUUGAUGAUGAUGAUCCCACUACUACUACCAACGACGUUUGUUCUGCCGUGAACGCAACUGUGUCAUCCCAGUCACACUAUUCCGAUCACAGCUGGGCCCGUCGUCAAGCUGCCGAAGCACAGAACCACAUAUUCGAUUCCCUUGGAGAACGAUACGGUCUCCGCAUCAUACCCGGUCAAAACUCUUUCCUUGUCCUGCCCAAUAAUAUCUCGCGUUCGACAGCUGUCGGCACGAUCUUGCACCCUGGAGGGCCUGCUUGUUCACCGCUUGGCGGCGGCGCUGGUGUUGGCGACACUGACUAUGACAGCUACUGGAACCCUUCUGUCGGGAGCAGUGCUGGAAGGAUGGGUGGGGGGAGUACGAGUGGAAGGGUUAGCUCUGCGAACGAAUCUACCCUCGUGCUUGGGAUUGGGGCCGACGAAAAGCUGCUGAGGCGUUUGAAUGAGUUGGAUGAUGCGGAGACGGUGUCGACGAGUAGGAGGGGGACUGAUGCGAGGUGGAAACUUGACCCUAGGGAGGUACUGGGUGUGUUGGAGACGUUGGCACAGAUCCGAUGAGGUGAGGGCUUUUUUUGUACCUAUGUUGCUGGCAGUCCAGAUGCGUUCAAGAAGGCGUGUAUGCAUCAAACCUCAGAGACUUACCGUUCUGUUUUAUAUACACGCAUAUGUUCCCAGCGACUCGAUUCCUAAGCCUUGUUGUAUUCCCCCCACUCUCGCUUUCCUCUAUCUUACUAUGAUUUUUUGUUUUUGUGUGGUGGUACACAUACACGAUAUUGCUUAUACGGUUAUAGACUGGUACACGAUUAUGGAAUAGAUGUUUCUUAUCUGAUGUACUAGGAGGCAAACCUGGUGCAGGUGUCGAAGCCACCGAAACUUACGCGUACCGUGUCGGCAGUUUUACAAAAUCUACUACUUCCUAGCAUUAUUU